AUCGAUUUGGUCUGCAACGCCUACUUCCUGCUGCACUUUGUCCUCAAAUUCAUAGCGGCGAACGAUAAAGUGAAGUUCUGGGUGAAGCUGACUUCAGUCGUCGACAUGUUCACUAUACCUCCCCUGGUCACUGCCAUAUGUCUGAAGAGUCACUGGCUCGGCAUCAGAUUCAUCUGCGUGAUCCGUCUCCUGAACUUCCACGACGUCCUGCAAUCCUUAUACAUCCUCCGCUCGUCCAACCACGUCAGACUUGUUCAGAUGUUCAGCAUAUUCUUUUGCAUCUGGGUUUGCUCCGGUGGUUUCAUUCAUUUGUUGGAGAAUUCUGGCGAUCCUCUGUGUUACCUCAGUCCGCAGACGAUCUCCAUAUGGGAGUGUUUCUACCUGAUCAUCAUCACCAUGUCGUCGGUCGGCUACGGCGAUUUUUAUUGCAAGACGAUCCUUGGGAAAAUUUUCAUCAUCAUAUUUAUCCUGGGAGCUCUUGCCUGGUUUGCAAGCUUUAUUCCAGAACUUUUUCAAAUUUUGGAUAGCUCAAGACAAAAGUACCUCGUCGAAUACAAAAAAGAAAUUGGCGUUCGACACUUGAUCGUUGGAGGGCACAUAUCGUUCAGCACAGUGAGCAGCUUGAUGCGAAACUUCACGCACAACGAUCGACUCAAUCAGAACCUCAAAUGUGUCAUACUUGAUGAAGAAAAGCCAUCGUUAGAAUUGGAUAGCCUGUACAAACGUUACUAUAACAAGAUCGCUUACAUCAAGGGUUCCAUGAUGGUCAUUCGUGAUUUGAAAAAUGCCAGGCUGGCAAGUUCGGAGGCAGUUUUGAUUCUGACCAACCAGUCAAGUGAAUGCCCUGAUAUUGAAGACACAAAAAACAUAAUGAAAGCAAUAGCGAUAAAGAAUUACUGUGGCCACGCUAAAGUGAUACUGCAGCUGUUGAAGAGUGAAAAUAAGACGAUAUGCAAGAACCUGCCAUUUUGGACGAGUAGAGACCACAUAAUCUGCUUCACUGAGAUGAAGAUGGCCUUCAUGGCAGCUGGAUGUCUCGCUCCUGGCUUCUCCACAUUUCUAUCCAACCUUCUCCUCAUGUUCUCUUACGAUAAGAAGAAUCAUGAUCUGGAGAGUUGGCAAAACGAAUACUUGAAGGGAGUCGACAUGGAGGUGUACAAGGAGAAGUUCUCCACAUUCUUCCACGAUAGACCCAUCUAUGAAGUUAUCAACUUCUGUUACACGAGAUUACGUCUGCUACUGGUUGCUGUUGUAGAUGGAUGCAAUAAUCAAAAUAGAGAAAGUUCAAAACCAAGCAGAAUCAUCCUGAACCCGAGCAAAAUGAACGCCAUCAGCCCGCAGAGUGUGGGCUUCUUCAUAUGCACCAGUGAGAAGCAGGUGAAAUCCGUGCUGCACUACUGCUUGAGAUGCCACUGCGCUGUGCCUGCCCACAUGAUCAAGCAAUGUCCAUGC
Helobdella robusta is the source of this 1452-nucleotide messenger RNA. RefSeq lists its product as hypothetical. The record is from RefSeq and is a predicted model, not a curated record. The transcript has 13 exons. Lineage: Eukaryota; Metazoa; Annelida; Clitellata; Rhynchobdellida; Glossiphoniidae. Gene Ontology annotation, molecular function: large conductance calcium-activated potassium channel activity. Gene Ontology annotation, biological process: transmembrane transport; potassium ion transport. Gene Ontology annotation, cellular component: postsynaptic membrane. The annotation marks the transcript as partial.